Molecule: messenger RNA, 3475 nt
Organism: Esox lucius (northern pike)
Lineage: Eukaryota; Metazoa; Chordata; Actinopteri; Esociformes; Esocidae
Product: nuclear factor of activated T-cells, cytoplasmic 2
Exons: 10
Coding region: 193-2877 (894 amino acids)
Biological process (GO): calcineurin-NFAT signaling cascade; regulation of transcription by RNA polymerase II; cytokine production
Cellular component (GO): transcription regulator complex
Molecular function (GO): RNA polymerase II cis-regulatory region sequence-specific DNA binding; transcription factor binding; DNA-binding transcription factor activity, RNA polymerase II-specific
Source: RefSeq, a predicted model, not a curated record
AACCACGCGCAUUAACAGUGCAACUGUGUAUCAGAUAUCCAGGAAACCAGUUUUCGUAGUGUUGCUGUCAUUUUUCAUUUGGGCUAGUAGAAUUCACUUGUUGAAAUUGGGUUGACAGAAAGCAAUAUACGUUUAAUUAAACAGUUCUUUUUUAUUUUCUUCUUUAAUUUAAUUGAUGUGCUUAAUACAACUAUGACUUCCAUUUACGAAGAGAAAGACCCACAUUCUUUGGAGCUCGAGGAAGGUCUCGUUCAAGAUAACGGACAAGAGGAGUUGGACUUUUCCUACCUGUUUCUAUACAACGACUUUCACGUGAAUAAAGACAACAGCGGGGUUUCCCCUCAUGAAGACCGCAACCCUCUAUCCACGAUGCCCCCCCCCUACGACCUCAGCUCCCACGGCCACCCGGCAUCUUCCAGCCAGACCUACUACCACGGGUCCAUCGACGACUGCCUUCCUGGGCCCAGGCCGGGUGACACUCCAUUCCCCAGCCCCAGGAUUGAGAUCACCCCAUCCGGGGACCUGCACCAAAGUCUGCCCCUGGACGCCGGCCCCAGAUCCAUGGCCCUGACUGUGCCUGGCUAUGAAAACACGGCCUACCGAGAGCCAUCGUGCCUGAGCCCUGCUAGCAGUAACUCCUCCACGGGCUGGCUGUCCGAGCCCUGGGCUUCGCCGUGUGUAUCACCCAGCGGUGGUGAGGGGGCGACGGGCUUGGACCCAGCGGUGGACCUCCUCUCGGGCCUCAAAGGCAUCCACCCGUACUCCACCCACUCCUCGCCCGGCACCUCUCCUCGCAACAGCAUCACGGAGGAGACGUUCCUCGUGCCCCAGAGGCCGCGCUCCUGUCCCCCCAAUGCCCACCCCCGCGCUCGGUCCGCCUCUCCCCAGGGCAAACGCACCUACGACCAGUGCAGUGGCCCCGGCCUGGGAAGCAAUGUCCACCGACAGCAGCAGCAGCGCUCACGGAGCGCAAGCCCUUUGCCCCACCAAUCGGAAGCGGAAGCCCAGAUUAACGUCCCGCAGGAGGCGCCCAGCCUGGAAGAGGUGCUGAACAGCCUCAGCUCCAGCCUGCCCAGGGCCGCCCCCUCCAAGAUGGUCCGGCCCAGUGUGGAGGGCCACGGUGAGAUCCAGGAGGGUGGCUGGGUGUACCCUCCGGAGCUGGGGAGGAGAGGCCGAGCCUUCUACAUCCUCCCUACAGCCGUCUGGCCGGCUCCACCAGCUCCAGGAGCCUUUAGUGGCAUGUCUGUGCCAUCUCUGCCCCCGCUGGAGGGCAACCUACCCAGUCACUACGACCAGUAUGCACUCUGUCUGGAGCAGCAACCCAAGCAACACCACCGGGCCCACUAUGAGACCGAGGGCAGCAGAGGGGCCGUGAAAGCUCCCAAUGGGGGACACACUGUGGUCCAGCUUCAUGGGUAUCGAGGCACAGCACCUCUAGCUCUCCUGGUGUUCAUCGGAACGGCAGACGAGAGGCUUCUCAAACCCCAUGCCUUCUACCAGGUGCACCGCAUCACUGGGAAGACAGUCACCACCCCCAGCCAGGAGAGGAUGGUCAACGGCACCAAGGUCCUGGAGAUCCCGCUGGAACCCAAGAACAACAUGAGAGCAGUGAUCGACUGUGCCGGGAUUCUAAAGCUAAGAAAUGCAGACAUUGAGCUGAGGACAGGCGAGACGGACAUCGGACGGAAGAACACCUGUGUCCGGCUGGUUUUCCGGGUUCACAUUCCCCAAGCCGAUGGACAGUUUGUCUCUCUUCAGGUGGCCUCCCUUCCCAUUGAGUGUUCCCAGAGGUCGGCUCACGAGCUUCCCACUGUGGAGCGCCAGGACAUAGACCACUGCUUGGUCCUCGGUGGGCAGCAGAUGAUCCUGACUGGGCAGAACUUCACCUCCGAUUCCAAGGUGAUGUUCACGGAAAUGACAGCAGAUGGGCAGCAGAUCUGGGAGUCCGAGGCCAUGGUGGACAGAGGAAAGAGCCAGUCUAGCAUGCUGUUUGUGGAGGUUCCUCCAUAUCGGGAUCACACCAUUUUUCAUGCGGCUAAGGUCAACUUCUAUGUCAUCAAUGGAAGAAGGAAGCGCAGUCAAAUGCAGCACUUUACCUACACCCCUCUAACAGCUCUGGACAUUAAAACAGAACCCGUGGAUGACUUCCACUGCGGCCAACUGGUCUACGAUGUAUCCCAGAUCCUAGGGGCGUCGGCAAAGUCUGAGCACCAUGGCCACUCCAGACACUUCAGUCCCAACGGCAACGUAAUGACAAGCCUGGCACCGGUGGCACCCUGCCAGCCUGCCGGCCACCACGACCUCCGUGUCCGACCGUCGGCCUGUCGACAGGAGCCUCUGCUGUUCUAUCCCGGUAAAGGCCUGGGCUUCAGUCCUGUGCGGCACGAAGACCUAGGCCACCAGCGGAACCACCAUUUCCCAGCAGUGGACCACGGAGGUUCCCCGUCUCAGAGGUUCUACACCGACACACACCAUUACUCCGCCGUGUCCGUCCCGCUGGCACAUAGCCAACAACCGGCCGCGACAGAGGACAGUGGCCACAGGGCCGCUCCAUCAUGGGAGGUCGUCGCCGCCACGCCGGAGUCCUAUUUCUCUGAAGGCCGGAACCAGGGCUUUGCGCCGAUGAUGGGCUCGGGGCGGUCUCCACCACCGCUGGUGCGGCACAGCCAGAUCCACCCCCAGAGCGGGCUGGUCCCUGCAGGGACCCUGACAGUCAAGCAGGAAAAACUCAGCCAAGCCUACCUGGAUGACGUGAAUGACAUCAUAAGGAGUGACCUGACCGGUCGCGGGAAGGAGAGGAAGGUUCCGGAAACAUUUCAUGUCUCGGGCGACAACCACCGAGGCUCAACAUUUGGCCAUGAUGUCAUCGACCAGUGAGGAAGACGUUUAACGGGUGGCCCUCUGCGGUCACUGAGAGAUCACCAGAGUAGGCAAGGUUAACUCCAGAGCCCGGGUUCUAUUCCCCACCCAGACACCUCGUCGUCCUCCCAGCUUCCUACUGGGUCAUUCAUCCCCUUUCCUCCCUGCUUUAAGAAAACACACUGGAGCGAGUUUUAUAGUAGGUCCCAAAUGUAUGUAAAUGACAGCUUAGGAAAAGAAUCUUGGUAUAAAAGGUCUGGUGUUGAUGCUGUUUUGAUCAUGGGUUAUGUUAUUAUUUUUUAAAGGUUUAAUUAUUGUAGCAUGUAUGACUGUGUUUGUUUACUGGCUAUGUGACCUCAAAGAACAGUAGUCCAAAAUGCUUUUAAAUUUGAAAAAGUAAGCAUCUUCAGGAACAUUUCUGUAUUUCCAGAAGGAAAGGUUAGAAGAUCAGAAGAUUGUUAGAAUAGAUGGAAAGUGUAUUUUUAUUUUAGGCUUCUAUUUUGGUUUAUACUUUGAUUGUAUGUUAUCUGCCUGUCAUUAUAAUGCUGCUUAUCAGGAUUUUGUGCACACAAAGAAAGGAAAAAUUAAAUAAAAACACAAACAGGAAACAUUUUAU